AUGCCGGUUAAGAAGAAGGUUGCAACCGCAAAGAAUGAUGAAAAGGAGGAUCUCACCACUUCCCCGGUGAUGGCAGCAGAAACGACGCCGACUGCGUCUUCGCCAACAAUGCAACAUUUGGACACCCCUCAAGGCACAACUUCCGCCUCCGAAUUGUACGCCGUGCUGCAGGCUGCCGUUGCGGAAGAUCCCGCGAAGGUGAACGAUUUCGCUGAGGAAAUCGCACAGACGUUUGUAGAGGCAGAGAAGGCGGAAACUCCACUGCUGCUGCGCGUGAGGAUGCUCGAGUUCUUUGCGAAAUACGGACAGCAUAUGCGCGACGGUAAUGCACUCAAAAAGGUGGUUACCUCUCUCGUGAAAAUACUCAGCGGACCCGAUAAUACCCAACAGUUGUUGGUUGCGGCAGUGCAGGGCAUUGCUGCGCUCGGUCCCGUUUCCAUGCUCGAUAAAAAAUGGGAGUACCUGUCCCGUGAGGGGGCGGAUGUGUUGAUGCAGGUGAUGAUUGACGAAAACGGCUUUGCUGAACCUGUUCGUUCAGCAGCCUCAAAGGCGCUGGAUACACUCGUAAGCACGGCGUUUCGUCCGGUUGUCACAAAACUGCUACAUUGGUUAAGCGAUGAUCGUGAAGCCGAGGAAGAGGAUCAAUUACAGAAGGAACGCCGCACAGCUAUGGCUCGUUUGAGGAAGGUGGCGCAAACGGCAUCGUUUCGUCCGCAAUGGACAGAGGAAAUUCAGGAGCACGUACUCGCUCUCAUCAUCCGUGUUCUCUCUGCUGUUACCAUAACAGAGUUUGCCCAACUCGCACGGAUAGCAGCGUCACUACCUUCUGUUGAGGAGAAAAAGGGUUUGCCGCUCCUUACCGCUUUUUUGGCCAGCACCAAACUCAACACCGAUCGUGCACUUGAGUCACUCAGUCUGGUUGCACAGCACGUGGGCGCUGUUGCAUAUGAUCUUACCCCUAUGCUAGAUGAGGCCGGACUGCUUUCCGCACCGGUCGACGGUACGACAGUUAGGGGAAUGUGGCAUGCGAAGCUACUCCUCCUCGCCGCGCGCUCAGCAACACCUGAAAACACGGACACGCUGUAUAAAACUCUUCUAGAACAUGUUAUGAACCUUAUAGGCGAUGGAAACACGUUGCCCGAGUAUUUAACGACGCUUGAGGCACUUCUUCUUGCUCUCACUUCUGUUGGCCAGAAGAAACCUCUGGAUUUUGUAAAACAGCUUAAAGACAAACAAUUCACAGCGAAGUGUCGUAAUAUGCUGGCAGCUGUGGAGAAGGUGGAACCCCUCCUCAUCUACGCUGUGAAGCGACUGGUGCAGAAGUCAUCAGCGGGAGCGAAGGAGGCUGAGAUGUUGGGUUCCUGCCACAACCUCCGCAUCAUUUUGUCAUCCUUUUCCUCCAGUCACAUUCCUAUGGGCGCCAUCACGGAAAGUUGGGCCCACAAACACAAGUUGCCCGUCCUUCGGCAGGGUCGUGAGGGGCUGCUACCAUCCGCUAAGGGAGGGCGUUCUGGCUACGACGCUCAGCUUCCAGCAGUUAACAAGAGACCCCGCACUGAAUCGAAUUACAGGCCGCAGAGCAAUAGAGGGUCCAGCAGAGACCUCCAAGGAAGAAGUCGUGGUUGGAAGUAUUAA
Molecule: messenger RNA, 1635 nt
Organism: Trypanosoma brucei brucei TREU927
Lineage: Eukaryota; Euglenozoa; Kinetoplastea; Trypanosomatida; Trypanosomatidae
Exons: 1
Coding region: 1-1635 (544 amino acids)
Source: RefSeq, a predicted model, not a curated record